GCUCUACUUUGUUUCAUCACUUCCCCCCUCCCCCAAUGUCGAGCUCGCGGCGCGAUCAUCGCUCAAUGUCGCGGUCGAGGUCCAGAUCGCGGUCCCGCUCGCCCGACCGCCGUCGCCCCGCGUCUGACUCCAGGAGCUCGCAGUCCCAGCAGCGCUCACGAUCUCGAUCUCGAUCCCGGUCUGUGUCUCGGUCGCGGUCGCGGUCAAGGUCGAGGUCGAGGUCGCCGUCAACGCGGCGCCAUUCAAGCCACCAUUCGAGCCACUCAAGCAAUCGCUCGCGCUCUGGGCGUCACAAGCACAGCAAGAAGCACAAGAAGCACUCAUCGUCAUCAUCAUCGUCGCGUCGCCAUCGCAGUCGGAGUCGGAGUCCAAGUCGGAGCAGCGACCGCUCGUCAAGUAGUAGCAGCGAAUCCGAGUCGUCUGGGAGCGAGUCUGGGUCGGAAGGCGAAGACGACCGCCGGCAUCGUAGAAAGAAGCACAAGCACCACAAGCACCAUAGGAAGCACCACAAGCACCACAGGCGGUCAAGAUCGCCCGAACGAGCUGAACGCGCUGAGGCGAAACACAAUGUUGCUCGCGAGAGCUCAAGCACGACUGCUACAACUAGUGCACCAGCAAGUACAGGUACUCUUUCAAGGUCAAGCGAAGUGGUUGCUGCAGCCGCUGCCGAGCCUGUUGUGGCUGGACCCUACAUCCCGGAAGAGUUUCGCCGCACGCUCGAGCGUCAGGCAGAUAGUGUUGAGAUUGGACCAACCGCACCGCCGACAACGACAAGCUCGAGUCAGGAAAACAAGGAUCAAGCAGGGCCAGAGAUGGACGAGGACGCACGACGCUAUCUCGCGACGCUACGCGGCGAGACCUACAGCCCGAACUCGACGCAAGUCCACAACAACAACGCGGCUGCCGAAGACGAUGAUGAUGAUCUAGGACCAUUGCCCGCUGCCCAAGGAUCGCAUGCACCAACAGCAGCCGAGCAGUUUGCUGCUCGGGAGGCCAGAACGUUGAAGCGCGAGCAAGAUCGGUUGAAUGCUGCGGCGGCGGCGGCCGCGGGACCGGCAGAUCGCGAAGAGUGGAUGAUGGAGUUGCCCGAGGAGCGGAGCUUUUUGGGUACCGAGGCCCGCAGCUUCAGAUCGAACGCAUACAGCGGUCGUGGUGACACUUCGGCAUGGACCGAUACGCCAGCACAACGUGCCGCUCGAUUGGCAGGCCACCCCGACCCCGAGCCCUCGGCUGCCGCCAAAAAGCGGGAUGCUGCCAACGCCGAAGCGCUGCGACUCCAGCAGGAGCGUGAUCGUGACAUUGCCUCGUCUUUAGAUGGCAAGCGAGCAUCCCUGUCCCUCGUCGACAUGCACCGAGACCGCCAAAGUGUGGAAGCUGCAGCUGCCAGCAAAGCUAAAAGCGACGAGCCAUCCACUCGGAUAUUCACGUUUGACCGCGAGAAGGACUUUGGCAACCGCGUCAUGGAUUCCAAAAAGCGCAACGACAUUAUCGAAAAGAGCAAGUCCUUCAACACGCGCUUUGCCUCUGGCGGGACUCAGUCUCGGUUUCUCUGAAUUUUUUUGCGUUUGCUGCGUGGAAGCUUUUUGCUGUUGGUUUGAUCAAACGAGUAAAUUUCUCGGAAUUCUGGCGUGU
Messenger RNA from Capsaspora owczarzaki ATCC 30864, 1632 nucleotides. RefSeq lists its product as hypothetical. The transcript has 3 exons. NCBI's taxonomy places the organism in Eukaryota, Filasterea, Ministeriida, Capsasporidae. The record is from RefSeq and is a predicted model, not a curated record. Bases 36 to 1553 code for a protein of 505 amino acids.